AUGGCGUACAGCAGGCACAUCGCCGAGUAUUCUCUCAAACCGUGUCUCCUCACUGGUGGCAUUGCACCAAGCGGUCAAAGCCUCCGCAACGGCGAUUGCACGGCAACAAUUGUAGGUGGCGUCAGCCUCUUGCUCGACCCUGAGACCUACAUCAGGAUGCUGACGGGUACGCCCGAGGCAGAAGGGGUGCAUCAUUCGGCAGACCGCGGUCAGCCUCUGACGGCCGAUCCAGGAAUUACCUUGGGUAUUCGGAGGCCCAAGGCGACGUUAAUCCGCCAACCUAUGAACGCUGUGGGCUGGGAUCCGGUUCGGGACCGAUGCCAAUAUUUCGAAUGCCAUGGGACUGGAACACAGGCUGGAGAUCCCGUAGAGGCACAGGCAAUCCAGCAGACAUUCUACCCAAAGAGCGUCGUGUUUAGCCCAGAGGACAAACUUGUUCCAACAAGCACUAUGCCGUUAGCCAUCCGUUGCCCCUGGCUGUCCGUUGAGGGCGAGCGUGAAUUCCUUCGGUCGAUGCAUAAGAAGACGUCAUGCCGGGCCAUUCGUAUUCUCAGCACACACUCAGGAUUCCCUAUGCUCCAUCGAGCAAAUGGCCCAUUAUGUCCAGAAAACAACGAAGCAUUGGACCUGGGUGAUUGGGCCUGGACCCUCGCCCAAAGAACCGCCUUGCCUUCCAGGGUCUCCCAUCCUGCAUUAAGCAGAGAGGAGCUUGUCGGGGAUUUAGACAAGGUUGUUGGGAAUGCAAAGGCCCCAACAGGGAGCGAACAUAUCCCUUUUUCCGGAGUGGCCGCCUAUGCGCUUGAUAUCAUUUCGGCAGAGGAUGCCAUGAAGAUAGCCUAUUACCGUGGGUUGCACACUAAGCCGGUUCAAUCAGGUGGCAUGCCCCAGCCCGUUGGUCUUGCAUUCCCCGACGCUUAG
Molecule: messenger RNA, 918 nt
Organism: Aspergillus tanneri
Lineage: Eukaryota; Fungi; Ascomycota; Eurotiomycetes; Eurotiales; Aspergillaceae
Exons: 7
Coding region: 1-918 (305 amino acids)
Biological process (GO): secondary metabolite biosynthetic process; fatty acid biosynthetic process
Molecular function (GO): fatty acid synthase activity
Source: RefSeq, a predicted model, not a curated record